CGAGAGGAUCUUGCUUUGACCUAGGGCCUACUGCAAGUGCCUAUUUGCAUAAACCGCCGCCGGCGGCUGGCUUAGGUUCUUCAACCAAGAGAAAUGGACGGCACCGACAGGGACGGUGCAAAAGUUCAGUUUACGAACCUGGAUGGCGUCGUUCAGCCUCCAUACACUCCGCCACCUCGCAAAUGGACGUGCGCAAGGGUCUGUUCUGUCGCGCUGGGCACCACGUACAUGGUCCUCCUCACAGCGGUCGCCGUGAUUGCCUUCAUCUUGGGCUGCUACAGCACGGCUAAAGUUCGCACCCUAAUCGAGCCUGCCGCUGUUCUCGUCACCGACCCCCGCGCCGCUCCUGGGUCGGGCUACUCCGUCUUUUCGCUGGGCACCGGCUUGGGCUACUGGAGCCCUGUCACCGAUAUGGAAUUCGCCAGGAGUGACCACGGGGUCAUCGCGUACGGCAAGUACGCGUACCUUGUGGGCGGUCAGGGCGCCGAUGGUUCCAUCUUGAAGCGCCUGGUUCGGUACGAUACGGAGACUGGGGAGAUGAAGGAUCUGAAGGACAUGUUGUGGCCCAGGUAUCGCUUCGCGUACGCACUCCUGAACGACAAGAUAUACGUUAUGGGCGGCAUGGACUCCAACGCCACCGACGCUGGCCCGCUGGAUACCGUCAUGGUGUACGACAUCAAGGGCAACAACUGGACCCUCACCGGGCAGCUCAACACGAAGCGCGUCGACGCCACUGGCGCCGCGGUGAACAACAAGGUGUAUGUGUUUGGCGGCUAUGACGCCAGCUUUGUCAGCCUCGCCACCAUUGAGGAGCUGGACCCCUUGUCCGCUACUCCAACUGCCGCGCCUACGUGGACGCUUCUGGGCAACACCAGCAACCUCAUCACUUCUCGUGGUGACGCUCGCGCUGUGACCCUGGACGGCUCCAUCUACGUGGCUGGCGGAGUGGAGUACUACAUAAACCCCAACAAAUCGUGCGAAGGAGACUUCUGGAUCUACUGCUACCGCUUCCUGAAGAGCGUGGAGAAAUUCAACGCCACCACCAAGACCUGGUCCGCUGUGGCCAACAUGAUCAACC
Molecule: messenger RNA, 1078 nt
Organism: Astrephomene gubernaculifera
Lineage: Eukaryota; Viridiplantae; Chlorophyta; Chlorophyceae; Chlamydomonadales; Astrephomenaceae
Source: the annotation of a GenBank genome assembly